GCAGGAAAUAAGAAAUUUUUUUCAGAUGGGUGCUAAUCAGUCUGCUGUGUAUGCUUCAAAUGAAGCCAAUGAGUCAUUCAUGAUGAAGAAGUCUGCUUCUAAUGGAGCCAAUGAAUUGUCCGUGCCUAACAAGACUGGCCAGGUCUUGAUAUUCCGUUCCUCGUCUAAAUGGAAAAGCCAUUUUCAGUCCUCCAAAGAAACAAAUAAGCUGAUGGUUGUUCAUUUCACAGCUGCAUGGUGUGGACCUUGUCGCGCCAUGGAACCUAUAAUCCGCGACUUUGCUGCUAAGUACGUGGCUGUGGAGUUCAUCCAGAUUGAUGUAGACGAGUUAGAAGGUGUGGCUCGGGAGUACGCGGUGCAGGCAUUGCCAGCAUUCGUAAUGAUAAAGAAGGGAAAAGCAAUUGACAAGGUUGUCGGAGCAGAUAAGGCAGCACUCCAGAAGAAAAUUGAGACACACAUGGUCUAAUAUAUAAACGUUAGACCCGAUAUCAUUUUAUAAGAAAGCACAAUAAGCAAGCAGUUCAAUCUGUGUUAGCCUGAAAUAAUGACCUCUGCAGACCAGGCUAGUAUUUUAUGAUUCAUAAAAAUAUUCGUAUGUACCAACAGCAACAUUUCAGAACCUGUUGUAAAUUAUUGCACUUCUUAACGGUGCUUGAAAAAGUUGUCGGCUUUUAAUAAGGAUCACAGCAGGUUACGGUCACUUCUUAAGCCUAUACGAUGAUUGAGUGCUUCUAACUUUUAAUCUGUACAACAGCAUCUUACUGUAUUUUUUCUGAGAAACAAAAAUGGCAGCCUGCAA
This is a messenger RNA of Daucus carota subsp. sativus, 799 nucleotides long. Its product is annotated as thioredoxin H1. Bases 26 to 466 code for a protein of 146 amino acids. The transcript has 3 exons. The record is from RefSeq and is a predicted model, not a curated record. NCBI's taxonomy places the organism in Eukaryota, Viridiplantae, Streptophyta, Magnoliopsida, Apiales, Apiaceae.